CGAACACACAGACAUACUCGUAGAAAAACGACAACAACAAAAAAGCUGAAACAAGCCAAAAAAUUGAACAAAAGCAAAAAGUAUUUCAGUGUCUCUCGCAAGGCUGAGUUCGCGGCGUCGUCGUCGUCGUCGCUGCGUUCCGUGGAGAAUCAAAUAUUAAUUCAAGAAAAACUCAAUUGAGGAGGGCCCAGCGAAAAUAAUAAUAUAAAGAAAUUCAUAAUAAAUACUAAAAUAACGCCAAAAGCGGUUGCUGGCGUUUUUGCCAAUUUGCAUAAUUUAUAUUCGUAUAUCUGCGUGAGUGUAAAUGUGUCUGUGAUUGUUGUUGUGUCUAAAAAUCAAAAUUGUAUAACGAUAAAAAAAGAAGAGUGAAGUAAGCCAGCCAGCCAGCCGGCGGGCUCCGUGAGGCGUUCAAUAAAACCGUGCUAAUUGUUACUUAAGAAAAAAUUGGAAUUGCAAACACAAAAAGUUGUCAAAUUGCUUGAGAGCCAAAAACAAGACACAAAUAAUUUUAUUUCACCAAUCAGUGCCCCAAAUGGCAAACGGUUCCAAGCGCUGCCGCUCCCGCUGCCAUCGUCAACAGUCGCUGACUCAGCAGCGGCCGUGCUGCAGCGUCAAAUAGCCGCAGUAGCAAAAAUAACAAUAACAAAAAGAGCAACAAACAGCAACAAGAAGAGCAGCAGUCGGCAUCGGCGGCCACAACAUGCCCAGUGCCCAUUACCGUCCAUUACUCGAGAAGAGGCUGCAGACAGAAUUCAACGACGACGACGAGGACGGGGACGACGAGGACGCCGAGGAGUACGAAUAUAUAGGCACCAGCAGCAGCACCAGCACCAGCAACAACAACAAUUGCCAGCAGCAACAACAACAACAAGGGCCACAGCAGCAACAUUUUCAUAAUCAUUUGCAACCGCAGUUCAAUAAACCAAAAAUCUGUUACGAUUAUUAUGAAACAUCGGCCAAAGGCACGCCCGUUCUGAAAUCGACCGCCAACGCUAUGGUUCGUCAUGGGCGCUACAAACGUCUAUUGGUGGUCCUUUUGUUGGCCCUACCGCUCCUCUGCUUCGCCUACUAUCUACUAUAUCCGGACACGCGCCUCGGCGCCAACGACGCCGAACGAGAAUUCGAUCCACAUGUUGGCACAGGUAGGAGACAACGUACAAGAAAUCCCGACGUUGCGGGGGUCAUUGAGGGGGACAAUGAGGUCCUCGAUUUGAUGAUAACUGAUCAUCAGCUGCCCCGCAAAUCGCCUAUUGAAUUGAUUUCGCAGAUAAAGCAAGAUCUUAAUGUUCGUCCCCGAGGGGAGGCGGAGCUGAAAAAGUUCAAUGUGUUUGCGCCGCACGUGUUGGCCAAAAACAAGUUCAAUUCCAAGCAAGCAAUCCGAAAGUCACACAGCUCUGGCGCUCGUGUAUUGAACGAAACGCUAAAUAUAUGCAGCGAGAGCGACGAGGAUCGACGCCUUUACAUACAGGAUAAGCAGAUAGAUGCGUAUGUCCAAUUGCCUGUGAUCUAUUUCGUAACGCCCACAUAUCCGCGACGUGAGCAAAUACCCGAACUGACGCGUCUGGCCUACACUCUGAUGCAUGUCGCAAGACUCCACUGGAUCGUGGCUAAUGAUCAUGAUACCUGUACACAAUAUCUGAUUGAGCUGCUUCUGCGCUUUGGCAUACCCUACACCCACUUGGCCAGCCCCAUGCCCAGUAAAUUUCGCAAUAACAAGCCAGCGCCCCGGGGUGUGGCCAAUCGACGAGCUGCUCUGCAAUGGCUGCGACAACGCAACAUUACGAAUGGAAUUUUAUACUUUGGUGAUGAUGACAAUACAUACGAUUUGAAACUGUUUUCCGAAAUCAGGGAGACACAACGUGUGUCCAUGUUUCCCGUUGGACUGAUAGCAGAUUAUGCGGUUAGUGGACCGGUGGUUUGCAAGGGAAAAGUAGUUGCGUUUUUGGACUCUUGGGUUGCUGAUCGACGCUGGCCCGUCGAUAUGGCUGGCUUUGCGGUAAACCUCGCCUAUAUGGCGCAAUAUCCGAAUGCAAACAUGCCCUAUAAGCCGGGAUAUGAGGAGGAUUUAUUUUUGCGCAGCAUCGGACUGCGUAUGGAUCAGAUCGAGCCACGCGGCAGCAACUGUACUGAAAUUUUGGUGUGGCAUACACAAACGAAGAACAAAAAGGCGCCGACUGUGCGAUUUAGUCGCGAGUAUUUAGAUGAACGAUCAAAUUUGGGCGCACUAUUCGAGGUACUGCAACGUAUGGGUGUGGCACACACAUCAGAAAAUGAAGGUGUCAAAGCUCAGCUCAGCAAGAAUGGCAAAGUAAAGCCGCACUCCUAUUUCCUCAGCUGAAACCAAAUCGCCGCGCCCAUAACACCAUUAAAUGACAACAACUUAAGUCCUUAAAUACUCAUGGCUUAAAUCUCAUAACAAAUAGCCUGAAUUAAAAACUAAUUUUUAUAGUUUUUUUUUUCGCUUCAUACCAAACUAAUCGAAUGCUGCUGCUGCUGAUUACACAAAUGAAAGAGUUGCACAAUUUUUAAGAUUAAUUUCAUUGCGUUGUUAAUUAAAUAACUUUCACAACAUUUGUUACUUAGUUAUAACUAAGUUAUGAGUAUGUGUAUUUCGUAAGCGCUAAGUUAACUUUUUGUUAAAAAGUCAUCAGGUCUAGACAGUUACAGCUAUUUACACUUAUUUUUGGUGUUCAAAGUUAGAAAAGACAUAAUGCCUAAUACUUGAAUAUAUAUAUACGUAUGUAAGUUAUUUUGUUCAGUUCAAUUAACUAUGUAUGUACCAGUAGGUUGUAUUUUUUUAAGCAAACAAAGUAUGAGAUAUAUAUUUUUUGCUGUGACAAACGUAACGAACUGUCGUGAAAUUAGAGUUUAAAAUGCAUGUAGUGUGCGAAGCUUUAAUUAUGAAUUAUUAAAAUUAAAAAAUAUAUUAUUGAAUGCAUAAAUCGACAUAAAUAUAACAAAAGCUUAUUCCAAACUUAAA
Scaptodrosophila lebanonensis is the source of this 2980-nucleotide messenger RNA. RefSeq names its product galactosylgalactosylxylosylprotein 3-beta-glucuronosyltransferase S. Bases 701 to 2338 code for a protein of 545 amino acids. Gene Ontology annotation, cellular component: Golgi membrane. Lineage: Eukaryota; Metazoa; Arthropoda; Insecta; Diptera; Drosophilidae. The record is from RefSeq and is a predicted model, not a curated record. Gene Ontology annotation, biological process: carbohydrate metabolic process; chondroitin sulfate proteoglycan biosynthetic process. The transcript is spliced from 5 exons. Gene Ontology annotation, molecular function: galactosylgalactosylxylosylprotein 3-beta-glucuronosyltransferase activity.